Messenger RNA from Dictyostelium discoideum AX4, 288 nucleotides. RefSeq lists its product as hypothetical. The record is from RefSeq and is a predicted model, not a curated record. Lineage: Eukaryota; Evosea; Eumycetozoa; Dictyosteliales; Dictyosteliaceae. The transcript is spliced from 3 exons. Bases 1 to 288 code for a protein of 95 amino acids.
AUGAAUCUAAAUAAGAAGAAUGAAAUUGAUUAUCAGAUUAAAGAAUUGACUUUUCAAUUAGAGGAAAUUAAAAAAACAAAGGGUUGCAUCUAUCAAAAGAAGUGUGGUAUUUACUUUUUACAAACCUCAAAAGAUCAAAUUACAUCAAAUUUAAAAGACGAUAUAAGUAAUAAAAAUAAAGAAUUGGAAGGUUUUAAAGAAUUUACAACUAAAAAUAACACAACUAAAAAUAACACAACUAACAAUAGUAAAUUUAAACCAAAUGUACCAAAUAAACAAAAAAAAUAA